GAUGUCUAUAUUGCCGAAGACAUGGGGUCAUUAACCAGUGAUGUCUAUAUUGCCGAAGACAUGGGGUCAUUAACCAGUGAUGUCUAUAUUGCCGAAGACAUGGGGUCAUUAACCAGUGAUGUCUAUAUUGCCGAAGACAUGGGGUCAUUAACCAGUGAUGUCUAUAUUGCCGAAGACAUGGGGUCAUUAACCAGUGAUGUCUAUAUUGCCGAAGACAUGGGGUCAUUAACCAAUGGUUAUUUGCAGUGAAUAUUUCCGGGAGACAAUCCGUCGUGAUAUCCGCACUGCGAGGGAGAGAUACAGCGGGACAGAUCUGAGCAGAGAACUGGUCAAAAUUCAGCAGAGGCUGGAUACAGUGGAGCUGCUGAGUCCUGAUAUAGUGAUGAACCUGCUGCUGUCGUACAGGGAUGUACAGGACUAUGAUGCAGUUAUCAGACUUGUUAAGACUUUAAAUGACCUGCCAACAUGUGAUGUGACUGAGCAGGACAAUGUAAAGUUCCAGUAUGCCUUUGCACUGAACAGGAGGAACCAGCCUGGCGAUCGUCAGAAAGCCCUCCAGGUCAUCCUGCCCGUGGUGGAGAAGGGCGAGCGCGUCGCCUCCGACCUGUACUGUCUGUGUGGCCGGAUUUACAAAGACAUGUUCCUCAGUUCAGGGUUCACAGACCAUGAUAGCAGAGACAAGGCUUGUUACUGGUACGGUAAAGCUUUUGAAGGCGAGCCAACACUGCACUCAGGAAUCAACAACCUGGUUCUCUUAAUGGCAGCUGGCCACCAGUUUGAAACAUCAAUUGAACUGAGGAAAAUAGGUGCGAAGCUGAGCAGCCUGCUUGGCCGAAAGGGAAGCCUGGAAAAGAUACAUUAUUACUGGGAUGUGGGCUUUUACUUGGGAGCCAGUAUCCUGGCCAACGACCACAGCAAAGUCAUACAGGCCUCUGAGAAACUGUACAGGUUAAAGGCACCAAUAUGGUUCCUGGGAUCAUGCAUGGAGACGUUUCUGCUCUAUAAGAAGUUUGCAAAACACCCUGAAGAGAAAUCGGCAAAGCAAGAACUGUUUGGUUUCUGGAUGGAGCUGUUGCUGCAAGCGUGCAAACCCACGGUGUCCACAGUGAGAUGUCCAGUUCUUAUUCUGGAGCCCACCAAAGUGUUUCAGUCCUCCUACCUGAGUGUCUGUGAAGAGGACCCGGACAAGGCUGUCCAGCUGUGGCACAUCUGCCCUGCUGAGGAGAAGGGUAUCCACAGCUGGACUUUCCCUGCAUCAGACAUUCGAGGUGUCAGUGUUUCAAAGUUUGACGAGCGCUGCUGUUUCCUGUACGUGCUGCACAAUUCUGAGGAUUUCCAGCUGUUUUUCCCCAGCGAAUCACACUGCAAGGGGUAGGUGGUGAGGAAAUGCGUCUUAGAAAUG
Messenger RNA from Polyodon spathula (Mississippi paddlefish), 1402 nucleotides. RefSeq names its product mitogen-activated protein kinase kinase kinase 5-like. Lineage: Eukaryota; Metazoa; Chordata; Actinopteri; Acipenseriformes; Polyodontidae. Bases 233 to 1375 code for a protein of 380 amino acids. Gene Ontology annotation, biological process: cellular response to stress; MAPK cascade. The transcript is spliced from 9 exons. Gene Ontology annotation, molecular function: MAP kinase kinase kinase activity. The record is from RefSeq and is a predicted model, not a curated record.